AUGUCUACAGAUUUUCUUGCAACAAACAUACCAUCAGAAAAUGUUAGAAGAAUGGUUUUGCAAAAUAUUGCUUCCACACUUGAAUCUAUGGGAAAAAAUAUAAAUAUGUAUCAUUUUGCUCCUGUUGAUACAUUUUACAAUGUUGAAGAAUUUAUCAAUAGAGAAAUUGAUGACGAGCGAACUGUCACAAUUCCAAAAGAAGACUUACUUGCAUCAAAUUCCUUAAAUUCCGAACAAAAGAACGCUUAUGAUUUGAUACUACAAACCUUAUUGUCAAAUGAAUCUACUACAUUUUUCAUUGACGGUCCUGCUGGUACUGGUAAAACUUUUUUGUACAAAGCACUUCUAGCUACAAUCAGAUUAAAAAAUAUGAUAGCACUUGCAACUGUAUCGUCGGGUGUUGCUGCAUCAAUCUUACCUGGGAGACGAACAGCACACUCAAGAUUUAAGAUUCCAUUAAAUGCAGAUAAAGAUAGCACUUGUAAUGUCAUUAAACAAGGAAGUCUUGCUAAAUUGUUACGUCUUGCAAAGUUGAUUAUAUGGGAUGAAGCACCUAUGUCUACAAAAUAUUCCAUAGAAGCAUUGGACAAAAUGUUACGAGACAUAAAUGAUAUAGAUCUCCCUUUUGGUGGCAAAGUUAUUGUUUUUGGUAGAGACUUUCGGCAGGUAUUACCUGUAAUUCGUAAGAGUACAAAAGAACAACAAAUUGAUGCAAGUUUGGUUUCUUCUUACAUAUGGUCUAUCUUGAAAAAAAUCAAAUUAACAGAAAAUAUGAGAGCUAGAUUAGAUCCUAAUUUCUCACAAUAUCUAAUCGAAGUUGGCAAUGGCAAUGCUUCAAUAACAAUCGAUGAAAAUAUCAAGAUUCCAGAACAAAUGAUUAUCCGUUAUAACAACGAGGUUGAAUCUCUAAAUUCUUUGUUAGACAUUGUUUAUGGAAAUAUGUCAAACUAUUCAAACAAUUUAACAGAGAUGGCAAAUCGGGCUGUACUAACUCUAAAAAAUCUAUCAGUCGACGAAAUAAAUGCUAUUCUCAUUGACAGAUUCCCUGGCGAUAUAAAACUGGAAAAUAAAAUGAUUGUUGCUGAGAAGUCACCAAAACGUGUAGCUCAAAAUUCUCCUACAAAAUAUCAAAAUUUGGUACUCAUGGAUGUUGAGGGAAAUCAUGUGCAAGCAGUCAUUUUUGGAAAAGACAUUGACUUACGUGAUGACACGCUGAAUGUAUACCAAUCCUACUACAUUGCUAAUGCCUUCGUCAAACCAUUAGAUGCAAGACAUAGAAGGGAGGCAUAUGAGCUUCAGUGGAUAAUUAAUUCUCGAACCAUUGUCGAAAAUAUUGAAUACGACGAAUCAUCGCUUAAACCACCAGAUUAUAAUAUUGUUCAUUUAAAUCAACUUGAUAUGUACAAGGAUAAAGAUGCCGAAGUAGCAAUUAACACAAAUGCACCAAGAGAGGUUAACACAAGCCAUGGAAAAUCAUUGGUACAAGACAUAUAUGUGAUCGAUUCAAGUUUAAAGGUUCUACGUUUGGCAAUGUGGAACAAAUUUGUUCAUGAUGAAUGCCCUGAAAUUUGUAAUGUUAUUAUGCAAAAGCCAAUUAUUCUUGGGAAAAAAAUCAUAGUCUCUUCGUAUAAUGGUAUUUUCACUAUUCAACCCUUUCUUGCAUCUGCCAUUUCAUUACGUACAUGGACAACAGAAAACAAUUCGUUACUUGAAGAAAUAAUUGCCAAAAAUUUGAAUAGAACAGGCGCGUCAACUUCAGGCAGUUCUACCAAUCCAUUAAUAAAAAUAUCAGAAAUUGCCGAAACCUUAAAGUCUAUACCAGCAAUGACGAAUCAAUCUAAAUCCAUGAAGAAUUCAGCAUCAGGCACCAUGAUAAAGCUGACUGCCUCAAACUACAGUCUUUGGAAAUCUCGAAUGGAGAAUCUCUUGAACUAUAAAGAUCUGUCUGACCCCUUGGAAGAUGAAGGGAAGAAGCCAGAUGAAUUUACGGAUCAAGUGUGGAAAAAGAUGCAUAAUAAGACUAUUGGUCAGAUCAGGCAAUGA
Molecule: messenger RNA, 2043 nt
Organism: Juglans microcarpa x Juglans regia
Lineage: Eukaryota; Viridiplantae; Streptophyta; Magnoliopsida; Fagales; Juglandaceae
Exons: 8
Coding region: 1-2043 (680 amino acids)
Biological process (GO): DNA repair; telomere maintenance
Molecular function (GO): DNA helicase activity
Source: RefSeq, a predicted model, not a curated record